AUGGUAUUUCAGCUAUGCAUUGUUAUGGUACCACGGACAUCUAACCUGUAUGCUCCUAUUAUGCUACUAGAAGGACACCAAGGAGAAAUAUUUACUGCAAAAUUUCAUCCUGAAGGCAAACACUUGGCUUCGGCAGGCUUUGACAGACAAAUUUUUCUAUGGAAUGUAUACGGCCAAUGCGAGAAUGUGAUGCUUAUGAACGGCCACACUGGUGCAGUAAUGGAGCUGUGCUUCUCCCCGGAUGGGUCUCACCUGUACAGCUGUGCUACAGAUAACACUGUUGCUGUGUGGGAUGUACCUACAGGUACCAGAGUAAAGAAAUUGAAGGGACAUGCCAAUUUUGUCAAUUCAGUAUCUGGUGCACGAAGAGGUCCAGAGCUUCUAGUCUCAGCAUCUGAUGACAACACAAUAAAACUAUGGGAUGCUCGUAAAAGAAAUCCUAUAGCCUCAUUUGACAGCUCGUACCCCGUGACCUCAGUCUUGUUCAACGACACUGCAGAGAAGAUCAUAUCAGGAGGCAUCGACAAUAUCAUUAAAGUCUGGGAUAUACGGAACAACCAAAUUGCUUAUAAAAUCAAAGGACAUACAGAUACGAUUACAGGCAUGGCUCUCUCGUACGACGGCUCGUACCUGCUGUCGAACGCGAUGGACAGCACGUUGCGCAUUUGGGACGUACGUCCUUUCGCGCCCUCUGAGCGCUGCGUCAAACUCAUGUCGGGCCAUCAGCACAACUUCGAGAAGAACCUGCUGAGGUGCGCCUGGUCGCCGGACGGGUCGAAGGUGGCAGCAGGUUCAUCGGACCGCUUCCUGUACAUCUGGGACACCACGUCACGGCGCGUGCUGUACAAGCUGCCGGGCCACAACGGCUCCGUCAACGACGUGGACUUUCACCGCAACGAGCCCAUCGUGCUCUCCGCCUCCAGCGACAAGCAGCUGUACUUGGGCGAAAUCGAGCACUAGCUGCUGGUACGAAGUGAAGACAAAAACAAACCUCACUAUCCGACGAUACUGAACACCUCAUGUGCUGAAACUAGUUUUUCCGCUAAGUGCCUUCCUUCCACUUGGGUGGAAUUGAGAGAUAUGUGGCAAAACCCAGAGCAGCAGUAGAACUCCUUGUAAAGAGUUCGUCCAGGGUAAUAAACCUUACCUAUUUCUGCCGCCAAGCAGUAAUGUCAGCAUUACUAUUCCGGUUUUGAAGGGUAAGG
Hyposmocoma kahamanoa is the source of this 1205-nucleotide messenger RNA. RefSeq names its product U5 small nuclear ribonucleoprotein 40 kDa protein. Gene Ontology annotation, cellular component: catalytic step 2 spliceosome. Gene Ontology annotation, molecular function: RNA binding; protein binding. Bases 1 to 960 code for a protein of 319 amino acids. The transcript has 6 exons. NCBI's taxonomy places the organism in Eukaryota, Metazoa, Arthropoda, Insecta, Lepidoptera, Cosmopterigidae. The record is from RefSeq and is a predicted model, not a curated record.